Messenger RNA from Xenopus tropicalis (tropical clawed frog), 666 nucleotides. RefSeq names its product vomeronasal type-2 receptor 1-like. Bases 1 to 666 code for a protein of 221 amino acids. Gene Ontology annotation, cellular component: membrane. The record is from RefSeq and is a predicted model, not a curated record. Gene Ontology annotation, biological process: G protein-coupled receptor signaling pathway. Gene Ontology annotation, molecular function: G protein-coupled receptor activity. The transcript has 4 exons. NCBI's taxonomy places the organism in Eukaryota, Metazoa, Chordata, Amphibia, Anura, Pipidae.
AUGGGGGAGAAGGUGGAUAUGGGGCCUUCUAUAGACCUGUAUAAGCAAAUCCGUACCUUCCUUUUUGCUAUUGAUGAGAUUAACAGGAACCCGGAUCUGUUACCCAACAUCACCCUGGGAUACCGUGUAUAUGAUUCCUGUGGGGAUCCCCGUCUCGCUAUAGGGAGUGCCCUGCAGAUAUUAUCUGGCCCUGGGAAUGUGGUGCCUAAUUACUCCUGUAGGGGCAAAGGGGAAAUUGCUGGAUUUAUUGGAGAUCAGUCCUCACUCACAUCCCUGCCUAUAGCCCAGCUGCUGGGUGUAUAUGGAUACUCACAGAUCAGCUAUGGCGCCACAGACCCUACACUGAGUGACAGAGAGAUGUUCCCAUACUAUUUUAGUACAGGGCUGAGUGAUGAUAUUCAGCACAUUGCUGUGGCAGAGCUGGUGGAACAGUUGGGUUGGACCUGGGUGAUCAUUGUGGCCCCCGAUAAUGACAGCGGAGAGAAGCAGAGUCGGAACCUUCAAAAUGAGAUCAGCAAACAUGGCGCCUGUGUUGACAUCAUUAUCUUUAUUACAGAAGAUGCUGAUACAAAUAAGAGAAAUUUUGAAAGAAUACGAAUAUCAACUGCUGAGGUUAUUGUCCUGUGUGGGACACCAUCUGAUUCAGGUGUAUUUACCACCUACUGA